This is a messenger RNA of Aspergillus aculeatus ATCC 16872, 1569 nucleotides long. RefSeq lists its product as uncharacterized. Bases 1 to 1569 code for a protein of 522 amino acids. Lineage: Eukaryota; Fungi; Ascomycota; Eurotiomycetes; Eurotiales; Aspergillaceae. The transcript is spliced from 7 exons. The record is from RefSeq and is a predicted model, not a curated record.
AUGAGGUAUUCUAGUCUUGGUCUCCUGAGCUUGGCCACUCUGGUAUCAGCCAGUGCGGAAGACCCUUACUAUGCGAAUUUGACAUGGGAAGCCCCACGCAGCUUGUCGAACUGGUCAAACUUGACUGUCGAGACGCACACUGGAACUUUCAUUGGCAUGCUCAAUGAUACCUACCCCAAUGUUCGACAAUUCCUUCGAGUUCCGUAUGCGCAGCCUCCCGUUGGGGAUCUACGUUGGAUGCCUCCGCAAAAGCCACAAAGGUCCAAGAAGCGGAUCGAUUCUACCUUUUAUGGCCCAGCUUGUCCUCAGUACGUGACUGCGCCAGCCAGUAUCUGGAAUACCUACGAACCCCCCAAUUUGCUGCUCAACAUCGGCGAGAGAUUGGAUCAAGGUUCCACUGCCUGGUCAUCGGCCGAAGAUUGUUUAUCGAUGGCAAUCUGGACGCCUGCUUCAGCUAAUCGCACCUCUAAACUUCCGGUGGCGUUGUUCGUAACAGGUGGCGGCGGUAUCACUGGUGGAAUUGAUAUUCCCUCUCAGCUGCCGGCACAUUGGGUUUCGCGAUCUCAGGAGCACAUUGUUAUUACCAUCAAUUAUCGAUCAAAUAUCUUCGGGAAUCCCAAGUCCCGGGCAUUGAAUGAGACCUCUUUGACUUUGCUAGAUGUCAGAGCUGCAGUUGAAUGGGCCUACGAGAAUAUCGAAUCUUUUGGAGGAGAUGCUGAAAACAUAAUGCUGUGGGGUCAAUCGCAAGGAGGUAUCCUGACGCAUCUGUAUACUCUUGCGUUCCCUGACGACCCUCUCGCUGCCAAGUUCGGAGUGAUCUCACAGGGUGCAUCGGCCACCCUGGACCUCGCAACGGCCGGUGAUGUUUAUCAAGACUUUGACAUUGUCGCCAAGGGACUCGGAUGUAACUAUGGAGACGACUACGAAGCCGAGCUCGAGUGUAUGCGACAGAUUUCCUGGGUCCAGAUUGAGGAAUACAUUAACCGCUACAACGCUACGCCUUCGAUUGCUUUUACUAACUAUAUUCCCGACGAAAGAUACAUCUUCUCGAAUGAGACCGAGCGAUAUCUUCAAAGGAAGGUUGCUCCAGGACCGUCGAUUCGAUCUGACACCGCCAGGGAGUUUCCGGAUCAGAACAGUACAUACGUUGCCGAAGAAGAAGGAAUCGCCGACUGCUUGGCACGUUCUGACUCGGAGCUUCGGGCUUCCAUCGGCCUUGACACUUACCGAUAUUAUUGGGCCGGCAACAACAUCAGCCCUGUUCCCUGGCUCGGCGCCUUCCACUGGACUGAUCUAUUCAUGAUAUUCGGUACCUAUAUGCUGGAUUUCGGCAACAUCACCGAGCUCGAGGUCAAAACCUCCGAGACGAUGCAGGAUUUCUUCCUAGCAUACCUCAAGGAUGCCUCGACAAUCAAUACCACUGUAGGAUGGACUGCGUUCAAUGGAAGUGCACCUGGCGGGGGCGUUAUUCUUGAGUUUGGCAAGGAUGUUCCUGUUCGCAAUGUCACUGGGGAUUGGCUGGAUGGUGGCUGCUGGAAUUCUUCAAUUCCCUUCCGGAUCGAUGGGUAG